Mucor velutinosus is the source of this 303-nucleotide messenger RNA. Its product is annotated as 40S ribosomal protein S3. Gene Ontology annotation, molecular function: structural constituent of ribosome. The coding region runs from base 1 to 303 and encodes 100 amino acids. Gene Ontology annotation, cellular component: mitochondrial large ribosomal subunit. Lineage: Eukaryota; Fungi; Mucoromycota; Mucoromycetes; Mucorales; Mucoraceae. The transcript has 3 exons. The record is from RefSeq and is a predicted model, not a curated record.
AUGUUUAUGAAACAAAUCACUGAAAUUAAGGUCGCAUUAGCUCCUUUCAACACUGCAUCCAAAUCAUCAAGAUUGUUCUUGAACCAUGUCAACACAAACAGUGCACGUAAAGUGAAUCCCACCAUCAAGAUUACUACUGAUGUGUUAUCUGAUCCUGCUGCUGCCUCUCACAUCCACGUUGUUUACCGUGAUGGUCAAAAGCUCGCCUUAGAUUCUGAUAAACUGAAGAUUAGCAACAUCUUACAAGUUGUCAACAAGCACGCAAAAAAGCUGGAGGAAAUUGAACAAGCUAAAUCAUGGUAG